Molecule: messenger RNA, 865 nt
Organism: Phascolarctos cinereus (koala)
Lineage: Eukaryota; Metazoa; Chordata; Mammalia; Diprotodontia; Phascolarctidae
Gene: RPL29
Product: ribosomal protein L29
Biological process (GO): cytoplasmic translation
Cellular component (GO): ribosome; cytosolic large ribosomal subunit
Molecular function (GO): structural constituent of ribosome
Source: RefSeq, a predicted model, not a curated record
CACUGCCCCGCGCUUCUUCUUUCUCUCUCUCUCUCUCGCUUGGCCUCUUCCGGUCGGUGGAGUGCCUGUUAGCGCAGGCUACGGUGUAAAGAUGGCUAAGUCUAAGAACCAUACUACCCAUAACCAAUCACGAAAAUGGCACAGAAAUGGCAUCAAGAAACCCAGGUCACAGAGAUACGAGUCUCUGAAAGGGGUUGACCCCAAGUUUCUGAGAAACAUGCGCUUUGCCAAGAAACACAACAAGAAGGGGCUGAAGAAGAUGCAGGCCAACAAUGCCAAAGCCAUCAAAGCACGAGCAGAGGCCAUCAAGGCCCUGAGCACCAAGGCCUCCAAGGCCAAGCUCCUCAGGCCCAAGAUCCCCAAGGCCAGUGCCUGGCGUACUGGACGUAAGAUGGCCACCAAGCGUCCAGGCCCUAGAGUUGGCUUCAAACGGCCAGGCCCUAGGAUCACAAAGCCUGACUCUAAGGUUGCCAGAACCGCUGACCCCAAGACUGCCAAGUCCACUGACCCCAAGGCUACUAAGGCUGCCAAGCCUACUGACCCCAAGGCUGCCAAGUCUGCCUCCAAGGUCAGUAAGUCUGAUCCCAAGGCUACCAAAUCUGGCCCCAAACCCAGCAAAUCUGAAGCCAAGGUCGCCAAGUCUGAUCCCAAGGCCACAAAGCCCAGUGAUUCCAAGGCUGCUAAGCCUGCUGAGUCCAAACCCAAAGAUGCUGGGGCUAAAGCUGCUAGUCCCAAGCCUUCAAAAUAGAUGCUUCAGGACAGAAGGACUUGUUUAAACCCUAAACUACCAUUUUUUUCCCAGUCAGGGUAUGAUUAUUCUAUUCACUAUUUUGUACAAAUAAAGAAAAUGGUGAGUCAUAAGAAC